Molecule: messenger RNA, 423 nt
Organism: Anisakis simplex (herring worm)
Lineage: Eukaryota; Metazoa; Nematoda; Chromadorea; Rhabditida; Anisakidae
Source: the annotation of a GenBank genome assembly
AUGAAAUCGCGAUUGCAGAUGAACAUAACGGUAGUUGAACUUGAACCGACAAUGGUUGAAAUUGCUCGCAAAUAUUUUGGUUUGAAGGAAGAUGAGACACAGCGAGUUGUCGUUAUGGACGGUUUAGAAUAUUUACAGGACUCUUCAAGAAAAGGCUCGUCUUCAGAAUACGAGUAUCUGUUUGUGCGGAAAGUUAUCGGAACCCACAUUAUUAGGGGGCAGGAAAUGAAAAUGCGAUUAAUUUCAGGGAUCAAAUACGAUGCAAUUUACAUCGAUGCAUGUCCAACUAGAUUUCCCUUCGAAGUUGAAGUGAUGUGUCCAAUACCCAUAUUCCUGAAUGAGACCAACAUACAAACAAUUCGAUCAGCGUUACUUGAUACGGGUUUGUUGAACAUUCGAAUAUUCUUAUCUGUGGAUUCGUAA